UAGAGUUGAUAUUUCACGUAAUUAUUUUUUAUUUAUCAAGAGAAUUAUUACAUAUUCUUUAAUAUUAAAAAUCAAUCGAAAAAAAGAUAUAAAAAUUUAAAUAAACCACGAAUUUUGACUAACUUGAAAUGUAAAGUGAACGCAAUGUGGUGUUGGGCUAUUUGUGUCGGUUGGUAAACGAGAUGUCGAUAGAGUACGUGGUAGUAAGCGAGGGCGAACAAGAUGAGCCCAUCGAGCUGCCGACCGAGGAAGACGGCUCUUUGUUACUGAGCACGAUUUCCGCGCAGUUCGCCGGAGCUAGUGGUCUGAAGUAUAGAUCCGGAGGUCGACUACGUGGAUUGCGACUGUCGGAUGACCGUGUCCUACCGCCAGCAGAGGGGUGGGCGGCCUUUCGCUAUUUUUGCGCCUUCCCGCGAUCGGAUGUCCCAACUUCUGCACCUCGACCGCGCUGCUCGGAUCUCAUAGUACUCGGGCUACCGUGGAAGACGGGCGAGGACGCUGUGCGUGAUUACUUUACCGCGUUUGGAGAACUGCUUAUGGUGCAAGUGAAGCGGGACACGAAAACGGGACUUUCUAAAGGUUUCGGUUUUAUUAAGUUCGCUGAUUAUGAGGCUCAAAUGAGAGCCCUCGGAAGAAGACACAUGAUCGAUGGUCGUUGGUGUGAUGUACGCAUCCCUAAUAGUAAGGAUGGAGGCUCUGCAGCUCAUCGCAAAGUUUUUGUGGGACGUUGCACCGAAAGCCUCACAGCUGAUGACCUCCGAGAGUACUUUGGUGCGUUCGGACAGGUGACUGAUGUGUUUGUGCCUAAACCGUUUCGGGCUUUUAGCUUUGUAACAUUUUUAGACCCUGAGGUUGCCCAAUCCUUAUGCGGGCAAGACCACAUUAUUAAAGGGGUGUCAGUGAACAUUUCAACUGCAUCCCCCAAGCGGGACCGCAGUGCGCGCUCCCAACUGCUGGGCUGGGGGCUGCUAGAGGGUGGCGCGCCGCGCGUGUACAGCUGGCCCCCCGACGCCUGGCAGCACUCGGCCCAUUCACACAACGCAGCAUUGCCUGAUACCAAACCCUACCUCAAAUAUGAGUGACGCCUAUUGCGCCUUGUUGAUUGUUCACAGAUUUUAUAUGAAAGCAAAUAUGUAAAUAAUAUAAUAUAGUAUUGUAUGAAGUUCAA
This is a messenger RNA of Colias croceus (clouded yellow), 1168 nucleotides long. It is a transcript of the gene TBPH, whose product is annotated as TAR DNA-binding protein 43-like. The transcript has a single exon. The record is from RefSeq and is a predicted model, not a curated record. NCBI's taxonomy places the organism in Eukaryota, Metazoa, Arthropoda, Insecta, Lepidoptera, Pieridae. Gene Ontology annotation, cellular component: nucleoplasm. The coding region runs from base 183 to 1082 and encodes 299 amino acids. Gene Ontology annotation, biological process: regulation of gene expression. Gene Ontology annotation, molecular function: RNA binding.